AUGCCGUUGACGUUCUGCCCCAAUUGCAGCAAUGCGCUGACGAUUUCCCGUGGAGAACCGACUCCCAGACACCCUCUGGGCGUGAAUCGCUUCGAAUGCCGGACCUGUCCAUACCAAUACAACCUCGAACAGAGCUACUUCGAAAAGACCCCUAUGAAGCAGAAGGAGGUGGAGGACGUCUUUGGAGGCAAGGAGGAGUUUGCCAACGCCGACAGCAUGGCCAUGUACGACAUGCGGUGCUCGGUGGAGAGAGAACUGAGUGCCCCUCUUCCUCCUUGCGCGAACGCGAUCUUAUCGGGCGGAUGGUGA
Molecule: messenger RNA, 309 nt
Organism: Aspergillus terreus NIH2624
Lineage: Eukaryota; Fungi; Ascomycota; Eurotiomycetes; Eurotiales; Aspergillaceae
Product: DNA-directed RNA polymerase III core subunit RPC11
Exons: 3
Coding region: 1-309 (102 amino acids)
Biological process (GO): DNA-templated transcription
Source: RefSeq, a predicted model, not a curated record